AUGGUUAAUUCUGAAACUAGUACCUUUUAUAUAGUUAAUGCAGAAGUUAGUACCCCUUAUAUGGUUAUGAUUGAUCAAGUGGCAAAUAUUGAAAGUAGCACUUUCUACACAUUUAACACUAAACCCAGUACCUCUGAUGCAGUCAAUUCUGAAUUCA
Racocetra fulgida is the source of this 157-nucleotide messenger RNA. NCBI's taxonomy places the organism in Eukaryota, Fungi, Glomeromycota, Glomeromycetes, Diversisporales, Gigasporaceae. The record is from the annotation of a GenBank genome assembly.